GUUCUCAAAAUUCGCACAAUUAUAUGCGCGUGAAUCGCUCUUAGCAGAGAGUUUUCAUAUUCAGCAAUUAAUAAUGCAUGUUCGAGAACAGAUGCGCGUGCAGGAUGAUGCGCUGGGACCACCUGUUUUCACACGUGCGUGUAUCCUCUCAGGGUUGUAAAUAAUUUGACUCCCGUGGAAUUUGUUUAAAAUACGCCUAUAGAACAGAAAGUAAACUUAAUCGAACACGUUCGUUGAUUUUCAUCUGGAGGAUAUAAUGUGUUACGUCAUCGUCACAUGUCGUUCUUUAGGCUGGACGCUUUUAAGUGUCACUGUUACCUUGGCAACUGUCGCCGCUGUUAUCUCGCCACACUGGAUGAUCGGAACCCCUCGAGAAACUGCCAUAAAAUUGAUGAAUGCUUCAGAAGAUUUUAUGGACUCUGAAACUUUCAGACCAACGCUAGGAAUAUUUAAUAGAUGUACAAAACUUCAGUUAGACUUUCAAAUAGCCAAAGUCAGGGAUAAUUGUGCCACAUUCGUUGUGUCGUUUUCUGCAGCGGACGAUUUUUUCCCGCAUGCGUGGAAAGCAUGUGUGAUAUUGUUCGGUAUUGCCGGAACCCUUCUGCUCUUUUCCAUGUUGUGUUCUGUAAUGAGUUUGUUUGUCCGAUCAAUUUGUGGAAAAAGUAUAUUUACAGUUGCAGGAUUUAUACAAAGUAUUGGAGGUCUAUUUUCAGUGAUCGCUCUGGUCAUAUACCCCACUGGUUGGGGCACCAAAAGGGUGCGGGACCUUUGUGGUGAAUAUGCUGAGCCUUACGUUAUAGAUAACUGUACAAUAGGUUGGUCUUACUACCUCGGAAUUGCGGCCACAGUACUCGUGUUUGUAGCAGCGGUUUUGUCUGUUCCCGCCGACAGAUCCACAACAAGCAGGAAAGUAGAGGAGGAAAUGCUGGAAGGAAAAAAUCUCAUUUGUGUAUUGUGACAUGACUUCCUGAACCCAAUAUUUGAAACACCUCGGCUUGUUUCUGAAGAAACAUUUCCUUGUAUUAACUUGUGCGUCCGAUUGUUUUGUGCUGAUGAAAAAUGCUGGUAAAUGAGAUUAAUUAUGGCAUUUUUUAAAAAUACCAAUUUCAGGGUUUCAAAUAUUCUUUGGUAAAAUAUGUUAAGAUUUUUUGGAGUUUCACUAUGAAGCUAUUACAAUGGAAAUAUUUUGCCAAAUGAAAUAACACAAAGGUGUAAAUUUUAAUAGAACAUGUUCAUCUAUUGUUGAUCUAUAAUUUGUCAGUCGUGAAGUAUACUAACUCUAGUCUCCAAGGAUUAUAUGAUAUAAAGUUACAAAUGAGAAACCAAAGAUAUGUAUGUAUAUCCGGAAUAUACGUGUACUCAAAACCGACUACUGAACAUCGAGAUGAUCUGCAUGUUCUCUAGUGUUGCCAGCAGGAAAAAUACGAUUCUUUAACUACUUUAAAAAAAAUCCUCAGCGAAGUUUUUUUUUUCUAGUUGCACGUGUGCUUGUGUAUUUUUAUACCUUUGUAACUUACCCAAAAACGAUCAAUAAAUGCAAGUUGAAUUUUGAA
Saccostrea echinata is the source of this 1553-nucleotide messenger RNA. Its product is annotated as LHFPL tetraspan subfamily member 2 protein-like. The record is from RefSeq and is a predicted model, not a curated record. Gene Ontology annotation, cellular component: membrane. The coding region runs from base 257 to 958 and encodes 233 amino acids. NCBI's taxonomy places the organism in Eukaryota, Metazoa, Mollusca, Bivalvia, Ostreida, Ostreidae. The transcript is spliced from 4 exons.